CAGGCCCCGCCCCAGAGUUCUUCUCUUGCAGGUAGCCCCUCCAGCGCCGCGCGUGCGGCGACUCCGGAAGUCGGGCGCGGGGGCCGGUGGGCCCUCGGCCCCGGCUGCUAUGGCGGUGGCUACGGUAGCGGCGCUCCUGGCCGCACUGGGCGGGGCCCUGUGGCUGGCGGCCCGGCGGUUCGUGGGGCCCAGUGUCCAGCGGCAGCACGGAGGCGGGAACUCGGGCCUCAUGCACGGGAAGACCGUGCUGAUCACCGGGGCGAACAGCGGCCUGGGCCGCGCCACGGCGGCCGAGCUGCUGCGCCUGGGGGCGAGGGUGAUCAUGGGCUGUCGCGACCGAGCGCGCGCCGAGGAGGCGGCGGGUCAGCUCCGCCGCGAGCUCCGCCAGGCCGGGGGCCCCGAGCCGGGCUCUGACGCCGGCGAGGCCGGCGAGCUCGUCGUCAAGGAGUUGGACCUCGCCUCGCUGCGCUCGGUGCGCGCCUUCUGUCAAGAGAUGCUCCAGGAAGAACCUAGACUGGAUGUCUUAAUCAACAAUGCAGGGAUCUUCCAGUGCCCUUAUAUGAAGACGGAAGAUGGGUUUGAGAUGCAGUUUGGAGUGAACCAUCUGGGGCACUUCCUACUCACCAAUCUUCUCCUUGGACUCCUCAAAAGUUCAGCUCCCAGCAGGAUUGUGGUAGUUUCUUCCAAACUUUAUAAAUAUGGAGACAUCAACUUUGAAGACUUGAACAGUGAACAGAGUUAUAAUAAAAGCUUUUGUUAUAGUCGGAGCAAACUGGCUAACAUUCUUUUUACCAGAGAACUAGCCCGCCGCUUAGAAGGCACAAACGUGACUGUCAACGUAUUACACCCUGGCAUUGUGCGGACAAAUCUUGGCAGGCACAUACACAUGCCACUGUUGGUCAAACCACUUUUCAAUUUGGUGUCAUGGGCUUUUUUCAAAACCCCAUUAGAAGGUGCCCAGACUUCGGUUUAUUUAGCCUCUUCACCUGAGGUAGAUGGUGUGUCAGGAAAGUACUUUGGAGAUUGUAAAGAGGAAGAACUAUUGCCCAAAGCUAUGGAUGAGUCUGUUGCAAGAAAACUCUGGGAUAUCAGUGAAGUAAUGGUUGGCAUAUUAAAAUAGGCACAAGGAGUGAAAGAGAGCUAUUUAUAAAACUGGCUGCCAGUUGUUUUUAUAAUCAGAAAUGGUGUGGCUUGAGUACUUGCUACUUGAAAACAGUUUUGGUUUUACAGUAGUAUUGCUGAGAUACAUACGGAUAUUUCGAAGUUACUAAAAAGUUAUUUUUUGAAGAACAUAAGAUUUCAGAAAAGAUGUCUUAAAUAUAUAAUAAGCAUAAUGAAUAGCAAAAUCAGCAAUAUAAUUAUACUUUAGAAAUUAUAAUUGAGCAAGCAUGAAUUGCAAAUAUUAAAGAAUCCAGUGACUUAAACACUUUGAGAAGUUUUUCAUUUAUCUUUUGAGUUUCGUGGCCAAAGUGUUAAGUAUUUUUAUUGCAGUGCCGGGUUUUGUGUGAAAAUAAUAUGCCUGUUAUGUGCAUAAUUCUUACUUGGAAUAAAUUUGAUGAUGCAAGUUCUUAA
Ailuropoda melanoleuca (giant panda) is the source of this 1572-nucleotide messenger RNA. RefSeq names its product retinol dehydrogenase 14 (gene RDH14). The record is from RefSeq and is a predicted model, not a curated record. Bases 110 to 1120 code for a protein of 336 amino acids. The transcript has 2 exons. NCBI's taxonomy places the organism in Eukaryota, Metazoa, Chordata, Mammalia, Carnivora, Ursidae.